AUGGACACAAGCGAAUACGAUACUAAUACCUUAUUGAAUAAUAACAUCUCGUCGAUCGUUUACCGAGUUUAUGAACCGUCUCAGGAACACGCGCAAACGUUCCCUUCAGCGGCGGCGGACGUCGAGACCGAGCUAAGAAACCGCGGCCACAUUGUCUACUACGACGCAACCAGACGCGUUCUGUGGUACUUUUACAUUUCGAGUAAAGAUGCGGUCUCGGGCGACGAAAGCGAUGGUAUACUGGGCAACAGUGUCAGUAUCGCUGGCGCAACACUGUUGACGGCUGACGAAGGGUCUUUCGAGCCAGUCAGUUUGUUCAAAGGGCGGGCGCCAGGGCAGCAACCCGCGAAUACACCGACGAGUUCGUCGUCGAGCAACUCGGCUCUUGACUUGUCGCUUCGAAACCAGCAGACAGGGAUCUCUGUACUGCCAACCUCUUCUGACCCCGAACCAAAGGGCACAGGCUUGGCUACCCUGCCCGACAUAUAUGAGCAGUUCAUCACGGCAAUUUUAUCAACGAUAUCGGCGGCCUUUUGCAGUCGCGUCUCGGCGAUACCCCUAAAUCACCGAACCGUUUUGCUGCCGUCAAAAGUCAUGCGAGAUGGCCAAGCUGAACGGGCUCUAGACACUGAAGCCGCCGUUGUUGGAACAUUCCGGAUCUACCUUACCACGACAGGGGCGUUGGUCAUGAGUUUGUCUGUGUCCUGCUGCGAGGGUCUUUUGUCGGUGAACGAGCCAUCCUCGCCGAGUCAACUUGUGCUAGGUUCUCAGAUUCUGGCCGCCCCCUUCGGUGUUCUGGCAAACUAUCAGGGAUUCGUAGGCGGAGGCUUAUCGUAUCCCGAACUUGGCCUAGGACAGACGCCGGAUACGCAGCUUUGGAGAGGCGCGGACGCUAGAUCCUCACAAUGGAGAGACACCUGCAUCAAAAUUUUCCAGUCCCGCGGGCUGUCCCCCAUCCUCCUUCAGUCUUGUCCAUGGAUCGCAUUGCAGAUGCUUCGCCGAAAAUCUGGCGAGCAUAAGAUUGAGGGUAAAAUGACGCCAUUUCCUUCCACAUUGGCUACGAUAUCUUGGCCUGCAGUCCUCUGUUUCCGUAAAAAGUCCGUUAUGCUUGCGCGAAAUAGCGGUCUAGGGGAUCCUGUGCUGCUAGCCCAAGACGAAACGUCUGAUUUCUUGAACGAAGCGAGGACAUGGUUUCAGCUCGGCACUGAACGGGACGAAAAAGUCUCUAAACGGAAAAAGGAGAGGGAAAUCGCGGCUUCAAGAGAGGCUGUCGCGGCAGUCCCGGCACAACAAGCAAACGGGCAUUCACCAUUAGGAUUGAGACGUGCAAGCAACGCCGCUGCCGCGGGUACGAUGUACCCUACACCGCCUGACGGAGUUCAAAAUCCCCUGGGUAUAACACCUUCCAUGGACGGGACGACUUCUAGCCCGGGUGCCCCAGGGACUACAAUGGCGGUAGUUGACAUAGAUACGACCAUGACUGACACAGGCACGCAUGACGUAUCCGCGAUGAACACUAGCCAGCACAACGAAGCAUACGGCGACGGAUGGCAUUCGAGCGAUAGUAAAAGAGACCGGGCCGACUCAUUUCUGGCUGGCGACAACGACAACCUGUUUGGUGAUAUGGGACCAGACAUGUUUGGGGAUACGGACAUUACCGACGCUGACUUCAGCUUCUUCGACGAAGAGGGCGGCAAUGAUCUCGAUCUGUCGGGCUUGCCUGACUUGGGUAUGCCUGACGCGCCGCCUGCGCCACCUGCGAUCCCGGCACCUGUGCCCGAGCCUGCAAAAUUAAUUCUUCCCGUAGAGGAAGCUAAGCCGGUACUCAGUCCUCCGAUAUUCGCGAAACCGGAAUUGAAGCAUGCGCGAAGCACGCUGUUGGAUGAAGGGAAGCAAAGGUCCAGCGUGGAAAAGACAGCUGGCGUCAAACGCGAAUCAAGUCCGUUCGAUCCAGAUACUGUCUACAAAAGAGUUCGGGCUUCCCUGGCGGACAUCCGCUCUGCUCAACAGAGAACACCAGCGCGGAAGGGCAGUGUCUUCGAUAGUGUGGACUUCGACCCGGUUCUGCCUCUUGUGAACAAGAAGUAUGAACAAGGCGGACGUUUUGACUGUCCCCCGAUAUUCCAAGGCCGUUCGCAAGACGCAAGCAAGCAGACCGUUUCGCAGGGCCCUCCAACGACUGACUAUCUGCGAAGACACGGAAAACAAAGGAAAACUUUGCGACAACCGGAACGUACAAAUGCGCUGAUUCGUACGAUCACGGGUAAUCUCGAGAACAGCCCCCUUGUUGCGAGCCCCGGAAAAGGGGAUGACUUGGCAUCUGAUGCGGACGAUGUUAGUCUGGUAUCAGAUCAGGAUGACUCGAGCACGUCAGAAGAUGAGCCAGCAUCGCCCUUCAAGUCUAGUAUCCGAAGACUCAACCUGGACGAUGACGUUGCCUCCCAUGUCACCUCCUUAAAAGACAUCGAAUCCGUGGAUGACUCUGACCCGGCGUUAGCUUUGGAUCUCCCGAAACUUGCCAAGGCUGAGGCGUCGGAAACACUGAUACCUAAAUACUUUGAAGACGCAGAGUCGCUCCCUAUUUAUCUUUCUCUCCCGGACGAAGAUGCAAUUACGAUUGCGCAGAUCGUGACCGAGCAGGCCGCGACGGGUAGCCUGAGAAUACGGGAUGCGCUUGCGAAUACAUUGAAUACAGCCAUUGUAUCAGAUACGCGGCGCCAGCUGUCUUCCCUUGGCCGGACUGCCCUACAGGCACUGCGCGAAGUUAUUCCCCCUUGCCUCGGAGAGUUCAACGCCUGCAACUUCAAAGGCCUUGUUGAAGUCCCCGAUGUUCCUUUGAUUGGACCGCCCAGCCGGCUUCAUCCGAGGCCGGCCAACCCGCGAGACAACGCGGAGCCACCAAAGCCGAACAACCUCUUUCAAAUUCCAGCUCCUCACAUGGAGCUUCGUCGUGCAGAAGCCAGGCUGUCGGUUCUGCCCGUAAGUGUUCAGUUUUGGGAAAGCCUGGGACUUGGUCCUGCUCAAGGGACGAAGGACGUCAACGUUGUGUGCGUAUUCCCUCAUUGGGACGGGAUGUCAGAUGUUGCUGCAGCAUUCUUGGAUCGCAUGCGAAACGUAUACGAACUUUUGAAACUGGGCUCCUUUGAGCGUCUGCCGUCCAGUUCUAAAGUCGCUGAUGGUUUGGUGCCUUUCGAAGCAGACAAGGUCGCAACUUCGCCAGGCACCGUGAGCCCUCACAUUGUUGCGGGCUUGGGCGAUCGUAUGGAAGCCCUUAAUCAAGGCCUCCUUUUGGCUAACGCUAAGGAGAAGAAUUUUGUGAUAUACUUUGUAUAUCCUCCUGACCAUCCUGGCUCCAUCGUCGAGGCCUGUACCGCUUUCCAGCAACUUUUUGAGAUGCACAAAAGGUCUCUAUCCGACAAAAGGCAAACGCCGACCAAUGAGUUAGUUUUACAGCUGGUACCCUUGGACUUCUUGACUUCCUCGAAAGGAAUGGUGGAGCCGACACCAAACGACGCGAUCAAGUUGGCGAUCGAGACAUACGAUCGUUGCACGUUAUUCGGCGGACCGAUGCCGUCGCCUGCCAUCAUACUCGAGCAGUCAUUCCCACGAGGAAUCGACUUCAAACUGUCCGCCACAUCGUCAUCGUCGCUCAUGCAUGAGAACACUUGCAUUCACAUCGCCUACGCCCAAAGCAUCGAUGAGAGGUGGAUCACCGCUGCAUGGACCGACAAUAGGGGCUCCCAGCAGAUGACAGCGUCUUACAACCUUGGUCGCAAGGGCAAGGCCCUUUCGACGUCGCUUAAUGAUGUCUGCCACGAGAUAUGGGAAACCACCCAUGAUUUGAUCUCCAAAUGGAAGGUCCAUUGGCGUGUGGUCAUAUCCAAGUGCGGGUUCAUGGAUGCGCAGGAGAUUGGAUUCUGGCAGGGGCUCGCGCAGACGGAGUCGGUGGCAACUGUGAGCUUAACGUUGAUAUCGGUCGAUACCAAUCCGUCGAUGCAGUUGGUUCCGCCCGCUAUCAAGGUCUCGGCAACAGCGCCAUCGGCUUUCUACACAACGCCUGUUUCCACCCCACAGGCGUCCAUCGUAUCGCCGGAGCAAAGUGGCACCCCUGUAACACCCAUGAAGGAGAACAACCCGGCGAACGCUGCGACCCCGGGCGGCACUCCUGGUGAUGGUAACGCAGAGCCAGCCGAAGGAGACGCCAUCCUCCUCGAUGUCACGGAUCAAUCAUGGGGCGCCGUCCUCUCGCACCGACUAAGUAACUCAUACUCGCUAGGCGAGCUGAACCCGGCUCUCAUCAGCGGCUACCUCGUCAAGCGCGGCGGGACAAAGCUUGAAGACCCACCCGUGGUCAUGGAGGUCAACAUUGUACACGCGGACAACAACCCACGCAUGUACGAGGGACUGAUGCGCGAGAUGCUCACCUACUUCAGGGGCCUCGGCACCCUGGCUCGCGCGAGGGGCGUUAUAGAUAGGGGGACGGAUGUCCGGCCUUGGCACAUUGCCGCGGCGGAAAAGGGCGUUCGGGCAUUGUAUCUUUUGAUGUGA
This is a messenger RNA of Colletotrichum graminicola M1.001, 4548 nucleotides long. RefSeq lists its product as uncharacterized. Gene Ontology annotation, cellular component: mediator complex. The record is from RefSeq and is a predicted model, not a curated record. Bases 1 to 4548 code for a protein of 1515 amino acids. Gene Ontology annotation, biological process: regulation of transcription by RNA polymerase II. The transcript is spliced from 2 exons. Gene Ontology annotation, molecular function: transcription coregulator activity. Lineage: Eukaryota; Fungi; Ascomycota; Sordariomycetes; Glomerellales; Glomerellaceae.